Molecule: messenger RNA, 1140 nt
Organism: Leptosia nina
Lineage: Eukaryota; Metazoa; Arthropoda; Insecta; Lepidoptera; Pieridae
Source: the annotation of a GenBank genome assembly
AUGGUUUUUAAAUUCAUUUUAGAGGACUAUAAAUGCACAUUACCAGAACUCACACUGGAUGACUUAAAUCUGGAUAUGCAGCAGUUUUUGGAAAACUUCGCUAAAGUUAAAGAGAUUAAGUUUCCAAUAUCGUUUGGGCCUCUACCGGAGAAAUAUAUAUGUAAAUUAAAAUGCGUAGAUGGAUAUUGGGUGGGCCCGUUAUGUUCGAGUUCACCAGGGGACGCCCCUCCAACUGUCCGGUUCGAAAUUGCCAGUGGAUCGGCUAUCGUGCAGCCAAAUGGGGAAUUGUACGUAUAUCCAGAUAGCACAAUAUGGCUAGAUUGCAUGUCACUGCGUACAGCUGGAGAACCAGAAUGGACCUGGACACAUAGUAUGGAAAACUAUAAAAAAGAGUGGUUGAAUGAGGUGGACAACAUAUUUCGAAUCACACUACCCAAACUUAGUGUUCGCUUUACUGAAACAUUCACAUGUGCUACGCCGACUGGGACCACAAAUAAGUUGACUAUCAGAGUUGUUAACGUAGUAUGCAGUCCUCUUGAAAUACCUUCACCUCCAAUGCGACAGUAUACCACGGGCAACAAGCUUGGCAACACAGCUCAUUUUAGCUGCGAACCGGGUUUUCAUCUCAAUGGAGCACCACAACUCCAUUGCAUGGGCGAUGGUCACUGGUCCUCCUUACCACCAACAUGUGAGGAGACCUUCUGUCCCUUUUUUACGUCACUCAACCCGCAUUUAAGUAUUAUUGAACACAAUUCUUCAUUUGGAGGUAGGGCAGUAUUUACAUGCUCCUGGGGCUAUCGUCUCGUAGGGGCUCCUGGACUAGAAUGUGAACACGACGGCCAGUGGUCGGGAGAAAUGCCACAAUGCAUACCAAUAUACUGUCCCGAUCCCAUAAUACCGGAACAUGGGCAACUGUUGACUAAAACAUCGUCAAAGGAUGGAAAGUAUCCCGUAGGGGAUCUACUAAUAUAUACUUGUAACACGGGGUAUGAAGUUUUGGGAGAGUCAUCUAUCGUUUGCACAGAAAACGGAUUCUGGUCCCACCCGCCGCCAUUUUGUCUUCCACCAGCGGAAAUUAAACCAUCAGAUACUAUUUACAUAGAAAAUACAACACUCGUUCACUUAGAUACUAAUUAUUGA